Molecule: messenger RNA, 5261 nt
Organism: Oncorhynchus keta (chum salmon)
Lineage: Eukaryota; Metazoa; Chordata; Actinopteri; Salmoniformes; Salmonidae
Product: armadillo repeat-containing protein 5-like
Exons: 8
Coding region: 424-4617 (1397 amino acids)
Biological process (GO): anatomical structure morphogenesis
Cellular component (GO): cytosol
Molecular function (GO): protein binding
Source: RefSeq, a predicted model, not a curated record
UUUUCGUGGCGCCUCCUGUUUAUCGUCCAGCUAAAAGAUGGCGUUAGCGGCUAGCUAAAACGAUUAUUCUUCGUUUGAUUGAAUUAAUUAUGUCGGUGGGAAUAAUUAGUCAUUGCAAAUACUUUAUUACUCUUGAGAUGGGACUUAAAAACAAAGAUUACAGCACUUGUGUUCGCACAAUAACGCACUGUGAUUGUUUGUUGGGCCUUCUCGCAUACAGAGGCCUGUCUUUGUUGGGAGUGGACGAGAGGUUUACAAACUUCAACUCCCAGCAGCAUUGCUAAGAAGUGGGGUCAAAGGGUAAUUUCUUCCACUUGUCAUGCCGUCCCCCUGUCAUCAUCCAUGUCAUCACUUUCUGUCUGAAGUGACUUGUUAGUGAGGAUAAGCAGAAGAGCAGGUGGGUUGGAGACAAUUAGUCGCAUCAUGGCGUCAAAGCCAGUGCCAGGGAUCCAGAAACAUGGGACAUGGGCAAGCAACCCCAGAGAAGUGUCCUCAGCCUCCCCAGAGACCUCUCUGACCUGGUGCCUGUCACAGCUCUCUAAACCUGAGAGAGCAGCAGCCGAGGACCACAAGCCAGGCACUGCAGGGCCGGACACCAGUGGACACAGACAGCUGGACAAGAGGGUCAAAGCUGGGCAGUGGCGAGCACUGGUGGCCAUCCGCACACAGCACAUUAAAGGAGGAAGCAGUGGGAUAGCUCGAUUCCGAGGCCAGGGUGGACUGCGCACUCUCCUGGACCUGCUAAAGCACCCUGAGUGUUCCAGGAAGACUCUGGACCUGGCUCUCAGCAUCCUGGCUAACUGCUGCACUGAGAGACAGACACGAGUUGAGGUUAGGAGGCUUGAUGGAAUAUCUAUUGUGGUGGGUAUUUUGAAGAAGAAUGUAGCCAUGGAGACGAUCCAGAACAGAGCAGCCCGGGCCUUGGGGAACUUGGCCAUGGACCCAGAGAGUUCCACACUUAUCCACUCUGCCGGUGGUGUUCCACUCCUGCUCCUCUGCAUCUCUCUUGCAUCUGCCCCAUCCCCUCCCUCUGAUGACCCACUGGAAGCCCCUUCCUCUAAACUAGAGUGUGCUCAGUCAGCUGCCCGUGCCCUCCUCUACCUUGCAGACACCCCCUCAAACCGCCUUUUACUGCUCACCCAGGGUACUCUGACUGCUCUCGCCCCGCUCAUUGCUCCAGAGUACCCUCUGGGGCUGAGGAGAGCAGCACUCCGGACCCUCCAUGAGCUCACCAGGAGCUGUGGUGUAGAGUGUGCUAGAGAGGUGUCCCGAUCUGGGGUUCUAGCUCAGCUAGGUGUCAUGGCUUCGGGAGAGGCCGCUAAACCUUUUGAGGAGCUUGCGUUGAAAACCCUGGCCAACAUGUGCACUCAAGGCUGCUUACGUCCUCUGGUGGGUUCCCUGGGGGUAAUCCAGAAGUUUACGGAGGAGGUCAAGAAGGACGGCCUGAAGUCUGGAGUGUUCCUCAAGGCUCUCUGCUUAUGCUGCAAAGAGGCAGUGAACCGGGCCAAAGUGAAGGAGAGCGGCGGUCUGGAGGUGUUAAUUGGCUUCCUUGGUGUCCAUCGGAGCCACCCCCUCGACCGAUUGGUCAUUCUGGCCUGUGUUGACUUUGUCUAUGACGAAGCUGCCCUGGAACAUUUACAAGAAUUGGGAAUAGUCCCCCUGCUAGUUGCUCGGUUAGUGGAGCUGGCUAAAGGUGAGGAGCCAUCUGCUGGGAAGAUGGAUGUGAGCCUCACCUCUACCAUGUUUGCGUCAGAGCUGCUGUCUACGUCAUGUUUCGACUCAUUUGACUUCCCUCCCCCAGAGGGGAACAGGAAAGAGGAGAUGGGGAAGGAGCAUGUCCUUGGGUCAUCCAGCUUUCUUAGCCUGAGGUCCUGGUUGGUGUCUGAAGGGUUGAUCUCCUCUGAGGGGGAUCUUCUUGACUCUUCUGGAGGCACGGAGGGAGAUUGGGGGAGUCUUCAUAUCCCUUCUUCUCCCCAAACCUCUUCCACUGACUGUCAUUCCCCUUUAAAAUGCUUAUCUCCUACCAGCUCACUACCUUCCUCCACUCCCUUAUCCGCACCCAAAUCUCAGAGUCAAUCCACCCCAUCUACCUCAACGAGUUCUCCAGCUCAGGUCCACAUGUCAUCUCCCUCAAAAACCGCUGAUCUGUCUCCCUGUGUCCCUCUGCCCUUCUCUACCUCCACCCCCCGAGCCCAGCCCAGCUCCUCUACCUCCACCCCCCGAGCCCAGCCCAGCUCCUCUACCUCCACCCCCCGAGCCCAGCCCAGCUCCUCUACCUCCACCCCCGAGCCCAGCCCAGCUCCUCUACCUCCACCCCCGAGCCCAGCCCGGCUCCUCUACCUCCACCCCCGAGCCCAGCCCGGCUGCUCUACCUCCACCGCCCAGCCCGGCUCCUCUACCUCCACCCCCCGAGCCCAGCCCGGCUCCUCUACCUCCACCCCCCGAGCCCAGCCCGGCUCCUCUACCUCCACCCCCCGAGCCCAGCCCGGCUCCUCUACCUCUUCUCUCCCCUCCCCCACUAUUCCACCCCUCACUUCCGUCUCCCCAUCCAAGUUCUCCUCCCCUCCAUGGAAAAGGCCACGUGUCCCCUCAACCACCCGCUCCAGUGUGGUGCCCCUCGACACCCCUCCCACAGUGUCCCGACCCCAGGCCUACCACCACCCCUACCACCCUGAGCCUUGGGCCCCAGAGUCUCCCAUCCUGCUGCUGCUCUCACGCUUCUCUCAUGCCACGGACCCCAGCGCUGCUCUUGUCAACUCAGGCAUCAUCUCUGGCCUACUCUUCUACCUCAGCCAGCAUCAGGACCCCAGCGGCAGGUGCUUCCGCAUGCUGUGCCGGCUGAGCUGCAACCCCAACUGUCUGCAGGCGCUGGUCAGGACUGGCUCAGUGGCUCUGAUCCGCCAUCACCUGGUCCAGAGAGGGAGUGACCCUGAGAGUUGGGGAGCUGGAGAGAGGCAGACUGAUAGGGUCAAGUCCAAAGUGAAACAGCUUGGUCUUGCUCUGCUUAGUAAUCUACGUGUUCAGUGUGAGUCUGGAUUUGGUUCUGGAGUCCUGAGCCAUGUGAUGCUGUCAGGCUCAGAGUCAGACAAGCUGAACUGUGCUCUGUCUCUACCACUAGUAAAUGGUAACAAGGUUCUCUUGAAGAAACUUCUUCUAGACAACGGUGGUCUACUCUUGGCUCUGGAGCCCCUUGGAUGUAAUGAGGAUGAGGAAGAGGAAGACCAUCACACCAGUGAAUGCCGACGACUCCUCUCAGAUUGUCUCAACUCACCGCAACAUGUCUCCGCCCCCCAGCUCCACUCUCUAUAUUUCUCCCUGCUGAUUGGAUGCCUCUCUAGUCUGAUGGGUUGCCCCAAAACAGUACUGGCUAAAAGAAGGUGCAGGGUACUCAGUCCUAUCAAACCCCUGUCAGUCUCACAAACCGGUAAAGCUUCACCCCCUCCCUUAAAAAAGCCUCGUCUGGUCAAUAUCUGUCCUUACAAUGACUCAACCUUUGACCUCCUCUUCCUGCUGGAUGAUGGGAGCCAGGUGUCAGCCAAUAGGGAAGCAGUGGCUGGGGCGGAGGGAACUGAGGUGGUGGGGUCAGAGUACUUCAGGGCCCUGUUGAGGGGGGGCUUUGGAGAGGCACAAGGGAGAACUGGGGAGGCCAUCCCCAUCAGGGAUGUGAGCCAAGGCAUGCUGCUACCUGUACUGCACUAUCUGCAUGGCUGUCGCCUGAACAAGGACGGAGAGACUGCAGAGGAACAGGGGGAUGAGACGGAGAGAGAAGGCAGAGGAGAGUGUCAGAUUUUGGGAUCCUUGGCCUCUGAGGGGCUGGGUGUCUGGCGAGACGGGGCAGAAGAACCCUCACCAGAGGCACAGGGCUUCCAGAAGACCCCCCUAGCCGAGACGAUGAUGGGGGCCUGUAGGUUUUUGGUGACGGAGUUGCAGAGGGAGGUGGAGGAUCUGUGUGUGUCUUUGCUGUCCUGCUCUGCCAAGAAUGCUGGUCGAAUUGCAGACGUUGGCAAAAAUCCUCCAUCUAACAUGGACCAAUAUGGGUCAGAGGGAGAGUCUGCUGACGAGAGCCUGGCAAACCGCACAUCUGGACUAGAGUUGAGUGGUUCUGAGGCCCAGACAGACUCCUUGGCCCCCACAGUGACAGCAGGCCAGGCUGAGUCACUACAUGGCUCUGGACUCCAACCCUGUCAGCAGACUGAGGGUAGACGGCACUCUGCCCCUGGACCAGGCCAGAAGGGCAUUAGUGCACCAACGACAACCUCAGGACUGGAGACUUGUGUCAAUCCGCUGAAAUCAAGUUCUGCCUCAAAGUGCUGCAAAAGACGUUCUAAACUGAGGAGUGUUUCAAACACACAGAAGGUUGCGGAUUCUGUACAGGACUCUAAAGUUGGUCCUGGUAGAUGGACCCUCCUACCACAGGUGUAUUGGUUUUCCCAACGGUACAGCUAUCCUGGACUGGGCAGGGCCUGCCUGUCCCUACUGCUGGGCUCUCAGGGCUUCUCCCAGCCCCGCCCUUCUUCCCUGGCUGCAGACUGCCUGCGCAGACUGGCCAAAGAGGCAGACUGUACAGAGACUCUGAAACAUGACCUAGUGAGUCUGGCCACCAUGGCCCUGAGCUGAGGAGGAGGGGGGGGGGUGUUGGGUGGAGAUGGAGGUGAGGAGAGGAGAAACAGGAUCAAAUAGAUUUAUUAGGGAUGGUAUGAGAUCAUGUGAUUGUCUCUCCAAUGACACUGAAUUUAACGUUUGUCAUUGUGAAAAGCCUUCCUUCCUUGUGAAUAUCUGUCUUUGUCUCACAACAAAUAACCGUUAUAUUCCAAUAUUGGCGUUUACAAAGUAAUUGAAGUUGUGAAUUAUUUUCUUCAGAAUAUUACAUUUAUAUUUAAAGUAGUCAUGCUACCAUUUAAAGGGAUGGGUUCUCAGACAGAAUCAUGAGGGAAAUCAUUUUUUAUCUCAUGGUGCACUGUAAAUUAAGUUGUAUUAUAAUUAAAAUAUAUUGGCAUAACGUAAUAUGCUAAAUACUUUUGUUGCAUGUAAUGUUAACUUUUUUAAAUAUUUUCAGUUUGAUUUUGAAAUAUACACAGCUGUCCUGUAAAUGUCCUUUAUUGACUUGGAUGACUCUAAUAAUCAGGGUGGGACUGGGUGCCAUGUUGUAUAUGCUGUAAAUAAAGUGAACUUUAGGAGUAGCUGCAAGGUGACGAUAACAGAGAUCAGCUUUCACUCCCCUCAUGUGAAUCCACGCUCCUCAAUAAAUCUGUUUAGACGUC